CAUUGUCUCUCAAUCUCUCACCUUCCCUUUGGUACUGCCUGCCUCACCAUCUCUUAAAACUACCUACCUUCGAUUUCUCUCCUUGAAGCUCAUCCACUUCUAAGCAUGUUUCAUCCCCAUCCAUAGCUGUCGUCAUUCUCAAUCUCUGCCUCUUCUCAACACAUCUCUUCACUGUGGCCUUUGAUCUACUCAUCGAACCUUCGUCGCCACUAAUCUGCUCUUCAACAUCCUUCGUUGCUUAAGAUCUUUUAGUCUCCUGCCCAUGUUUUGAUGCUUUGUGCAUCUACUAGAUUAUUAUGUGAAAUUAUAGAUUUCUGAUUUUUUUGUUGUGAUAUUCUACCGUCUGUGCUUUUUAAUUUUAUUGUUGUAAAAAUACUUAGUGUUGAUUUCAUUUUUGAAAUCAUUAUCUGUGUCUUUUUUUUUGGUUGAUCUAAUGUGGCUUUCUUCCCUCUUUUGAUUCUGAUUGGAUUUUGGUUUGUCUAACUUAAUUCGUUGAUUGUUAUUUGUUUUUGUUCUUUCCUUUUACUUUCCCCCUCCUUUUAAUUGGUUCAUGGUUAUCUCUUGAAAAUAGUUGACGUAGGUUUUUACUUACUUUUUUUUUUUUUUAAUUUCUGGAUUUGUUUUGUUUCUGGCAAUCUCUUUAACUCUAUUUCCUUUUUUUUUUUUCCUGUGAAGCUAUUUAUAUGAUUGCCAAGGGGAAGGCAGGAAUACAGUAUCACCUGAUGCACUUUACAAUAUACGAAGAUUUGUGGAUUCAUUGACCUAACUUAACUCCUUGGGCAAGGGAGGAAUACAAUAUCACCUGAUGCACUUUACAAUAUAAGAAGAUUUGUGGAUUUGUUCUAGCGAACUUCAUCAAAUUCAGGUUUCUCCACAUUGACUCAAUCGGUCCUACCUCCUUCACUGUGAAGCAUUUGGGCUCGUCUUUUUCACCAUCUUCUCUACCAGGAUGAGCUGAAGCCACCAUGAGAUAUUUGCCUUUGUUUGCUUCAUUUUCCUGUUCAGUUUCAACUUGAUUUCCAUUUUCAAUUUGGAGUUGAUUUUGAUGUGCUGUGGGUUGAUUCUGCACAAGGAGGGAUCAGAACACAAAAAAUUGAAGGAGACUGAAUGAAUCCUUGAUUUGCUUCCCUGUAAAUUACAUGUCAUUCUUGGGGCUUCAAGGAGAUCUAUAAAACAGAAGGAAGAGAUUGAUCUGAGAAGGGAAGGUUACCUCGUUAAUAAGUUGAGCCACUGUCCUCAAAGUUGAUUGCUUCAAUUCAAAAUAUUUGUGUGAGGUGUGCACUUUGGAGAAAGAGAUCAAAUAGUCUAAAUGGAAGAUGGUGUCAGCGAUAACCAGACAAGAAGAGUUGUUUUUGUAACUGUGGGGACAACUUCAUUUGAUGCUCUUGUGAAAGCAGUGGAUUCUCCGACAGUCAAGCAAGUGCUAUUUACAAAAGGCUAUACCCACCUUCUCAUUCAAAUGGGUCGUGGAUCUUAUGUUCCCACAAAGUCUGAAGGAGAUGGUUCGUUGGCUGUAGACUACUUCAAAUUUUCCUCAAGCAUUGCCGACCAUCUCAAUGCAGCAUCUCUUGUCAUUAGUCACGCAGGAUCAGGUAGCAUAUUUGAGACAUUACGGUUGGGGAAGCCUUUAAUUGUGGUUGUGAAUGAAGAUUUGAUGGACAAUCAUCAAAGUGAACUUGCAGAAGAACUAGCAGAUCAAAAACAUUUGUAUUGUGCACGUCCUCAAACUCUCCAUCAAACUGUAGCAGAUAUGGAAUUAAGUCAUCUCGUUCCUUACUCUCCAGGCGAUGCCACACCGGUCGCAAAGCUCAUAAAUAGAUUCCUCGGUUUUCCUGAUGAUUGAAGAGCCAUGAUAUGAUUUAUAUAAGAAGUUUAAUUAGGGAAUAUCCGGAAUUAGUAGCGAUGAAGAGGCGAAACCUGAAGGGAGGGACAUUGAUAUAGAGGUGAAGGACGCAAAACGGUGUUAUAAUGGAUUGGUGGGUGAAGCAUGUGGUACGUGAUUGGUAUGACACAUAAGAGAUCUGAACAGAAAGCGAAGGUUGAACGUGAAUACUUACAUUGCAUGAUGGGUUUGGUGGUUGUGGUCCUGCUCCAUCUUAAAUGCCACUUGUACUCCAUACCAGCUUUGUGAUGGGGCACAUGAUCUGUGUGACUUUGUCCUUUGCUAUUUUCAUGCCCUUUCGUUUCGUUUCUUUUCUCUUCUCUUCUUUUUUGAUACAAAUUUUCACACCCUUUAUCAUGAGUUAGGAAUCAGGCAUAAUAAACUACUAUUGUUGGUUCCAAAUGUAGGAUAUUUUGUAGUUUUGAUAAAUAUUUUUCUAUUUUACCCUUGUGUUGUUGGCUUUGUUAACAAUACCUGUUCAGCUCAUGAAUACUGCAGGUUAAAUUAAAUACCCUUGAUUCUUUA
Messenger RNA from Prosopis cineraria, 2407 nucleotides. RefSeq lists its product as uncharacterized. Bases 1310 to 1843 code for a protein of 177 amino acids. Gene Ontology annotation, molecular function: hexosyltransferase activity. Gene Ontology annotation, biological process: dolichol-linked oligosaccharide biosynthetic process. Gene Ontology annotation, cellular component: UDP-N-acetylglucosamine transferase complex; extrinsic component of endoplasmic reticulum membrane. The record is from RefSeq and is a predicted model, not a curated record. NCBI's taxonomy places the organism in Eukaryota, Viridiplantae, Streptophyta, Magnoliopsida, Fabales, Fabaceae. The transcript has 4 exons.